Messenger RNA from Gadus morhua (Atlantic cod), 5306 nucleotides. RefSeq names its product solute carrier family 9 member A6a (gene slc9a6a). Gene Ontology annotation, biological process: proton transmembrane transport; potassium ion transmembrane transport; regulation of intracellular pH. The transcript has 16 exons. The record is from RefSeq and is a predicted model, not a curated record. NCBI's taxonomy places the organism in Eukaryota, Metazoa, Chordata, Actinopteri, Gadiformes, Gadidae. Gene Ontology annotation, molecular function: sodium:proton antiporter activity; potassium:proton antiporter activity. The coding region runs from base 136 to 2223 and encodes 695 amino acids. Gene Ontology annotation, cellular component: recycling endosome; plasma membrane.
UUUCGCUUCCGGGGCAGGAAUAUUUUUUCUGUGUUGCUGUCGUUUUUCUGCUGUCCACAUUGCAGGUUGCAGUAAAAUAGUCACGUUUUGAUUUUCGAUGCCGACAGUGCGAUAUUUGACGGCUGAAUCACAAUAAUGGGAUAUACAUUGACUGUCAGCAGAGCCAGGCGAGCAACAAGGACAUUGUGGCUGUUGUUGCUUGUCAGUCUGUCUAUAUGCAUAUGUGUUUGCAAUGCAUCAUCUCAAGAGGACAGUGCCAUGGAGAACAUCGUAACAGAGAAGAAGGUGGAAGAAAGCCACAGGCAGGAUAGUGUAGAUUUGCUCAUCUUCAUCAUGCUUCUCACCCUUACUAUUUUAACUAUUUGGCUAUUCAAGCACCGACGAUUCCGAUUCUUACACGAGACAGGACUGGCGAUGAUCUAUGGUGUACUGGUUGGUGUGGUGCUGCGCUAUGCCAUCCAUGUUCCCCGUGACAUCAGCGCUGCCACCCUGAACUGCCAUGUUAAUGCCAGCCCUGCCACCCUUCUUGUGAACAUCAGUGGCAGAUUCUACGAGUACACUCUGAACGGAGAGAUCAGUGCCAACGUGUUGGAUGAUGUGCAGGAUAACGAGAUGCUGAGAAAGGUAACCUUUGACCCGGAAGUGUUCUUCAACAUCCUACUGCCUCCGAUCAUCUUCCACGCUGGCUACAGCCUCAAAAGGAGACAUUUCUUUCUAAACAUGGGAUCCAUCCUGGCCUAUGCCUUCAUGGGAACAUUGGUUUCCUGUUUUGUCAUCGGACUCCUGAUGUACGGCUUCGUGACUCUAAUGAAGCAUGUGGGGCAACUGGGUGAAGACUUUUUCUUCACAGACUGCCUCUUCUUCGGGGCCAUCCUCUCAGCCACAGACCCUGUGACUGUCCUGGCCAUAUUCAAUGAGCUGCAGGUGGAUGUGGAUCUCUACGCCCUGCUGUUCGGGGAAAGUGUCCUCAACGACGCUGUGGCGGUGGUGCUGUCUUCGUCCAUCGUGGCCUAUCAGCCCCAGGGGGAUAACAGCCACACCUUUGAAGUCAUGGCCGUGCUCAAGUCGCUGGGCGUCUUCCUCGGGGUCUUCAGUGGUUCUUUUGCCCUGGGGGUGGCUACUGGCGUGAUGACAGCUCUUGUGACCAAAUUCACCAAGCUGAGGGACUUUCAGCUGCUGGAGACAGCUCUGUUCUUCCUCAUGUCUUGGAGCACAUUCCUUCUGGCAGAGGCCUGUGGCUUCACAGGUGUUGUAGCGGUGCUGUUUUGUGGAAUUACCCAGGCCCAUUACACCUACAACAACCUGUCCCCAGAGUCCCAGAUCAGAACCAAACAGUUGUUUGAGCUGCUGAAUUUCCUGGCAGAGAACUUCAUUUUCUCCUACAUGGGCCUGACGCUGUUCACCUUCCAGAACCACGUGUUCAACCCCAUGUUCAUCAUCGGAGCUUUCGUGGCUGUGUUCAUUGGCAGGGCUUGCAACAUCUACCCCCUCUCCUUCCUCCUCAACCUGGGCCGUCGCAACAAGAUCCGCUCCAACUUCCAGCACAUGAUGAUGUUUGCUGGACUGCGCGGGGCGAUGACCUUCGCCCUGUCCAUCAGGGACACGGCCACCUACGCUCGCCGGAUGAUGUUCUCCACCACGCUGCUGGUGGUCUUCUUCACCGUCUGGGUCUGCGGAGGAGGCACCACCCAGAUGCUCUCCUGCCAGCGCAUUCGAGUGGGGGUGGACGCCGACCAAGAUAAUCUGAGUGUAAAUGAAGGUUCAGAGAGGAGAAGCACCAAACAGGAGAGUGCCUGGCUGUUCCGGAUCUGGUACACCUUCGACCACAACUAUCUGAAGCCCAUCCUGACUCACAGCGGCCCACCUCUCACCGCCGUGAUGCCCACCUGCUGUGCCCCCCUAGCCCGCUGCCUCACCAGCCCCCAGGCCUAUGAGAACGAGUGCCAGCUGCAGGACGACGACUCUGACCUCAUCCUGACGGACGGCGACAUCAGCCUGACCUACGGCGACGUCACCAUCAGCACCGACGCCACCGGCGCCUACACCACCAGCGGCGGGCCGGCUGGCCUCCCCAGCGGCACGGCCAACGCCUCCUUCAGCGAGGAGCUGGACCGCGAGCUGACGUGCGGCGACCAGGAGCUGGUGAUGCGGGGCACGCGGCUGGUGCUCCCCAUGGACGACUCUGAGCCCCCCUUCACAGACCACCACCGCCCGCGGAUCUGAUCCCAUCCCCCCCCAUCUCUGCGUCACACCUCCCCCCCCCCCCCCCCCCCCCCCCCCCACACUCCAGUGGAGCCGGGAGCCGGUGGACUUCUCAAACUUCUUCUUCUUUCUUAAAACUUCUCGCACCUUUUGCAUUUCUAACUCUCUACCGUUAAUCACUCCUAAAUCCGCUCAUCACUGCUUAAGGGGACUCCCCAUCUCUACCUCAUUCUCGUUCUGCUCCUUCUUCCCCCCUUGCCUGGGCGUCCACCGUACCUGUGAUGUAUGUCUUUCUUUAUUAGUUAGUUGGUUUUGUUUUUUAAAUAUUCCAUUCUUAAGUUUCGCUUUGAAUGUGUGGCAAUCACCUCACCAGUAACCAAUGCACAGAGGUCCAACAGCAUGCGUUUGGUCAAAGAACAUCGCCAGUUAAUUUACAUGUAAUCGCAAUUCCCCACUAUAACUUUGAUUAUGCAUGCAAAGGACGGUGGCUUGAUUUGGACGUUUUCGGGAACUAGGGUUUGUUGAUCUGGCGACCGAAUGUCGCUGCCCUCUCUUGUAGUCAGGGCCUAGCUGCGACCCAGUGGCUCCACCUGUCUAACCCUACAUUUGAUUUACAAUCAAGUGCCUGGUGGUUGUAGCUCUAUGCCUAGUCAACCCGUUCCUGGGUUUCCGAGGUGCCGGAAUGUUUUUUUUUGAAUGGGCAGUUUGUGGAUGGGCAGGUCCUGCAAUUGUAGUUUUUUUGGGCGGGCGAUUCAAAAUAUCUGCUCUGUCUGUAUGGUAGCAUUGUACUCCAUGGAGUUUUUCCGUCCGUGUUAUGUGCUUGUACAAUAGGCCACGAUGUGAUGCCACUGACUGAGCACAGAAGAGGCGGAUCCCUCCCAGUGACCUUUGGCUGUGAUUCAGAGAGGGAUUUGACACCUUAUUUUAGAAGCGGGGCCUGCUCUCGGGAGAUUGGAGGGUCUGUUGUUUUUGAGUGAUGAGAUCCAACUACAGUCCUAAUAGUCAAGGCUAGAGACAUUUAUUUGUCCUGCAUUUGGAACGUUUUAUGAGGGGGGGGAAAGGGAGGAGCUAAAUGCGGAUGACUUCCAGUGUUUUCUAUCCUCUUUGCAACUUGGCUUCAGUACCAUGAGCUAGUUACAAAAUGAUCAUACAUGUAGCAUUGUCUACAUUUUAUAUUACAAUCGUGCUGCACACUCUUGUGCUGGAGUGUAUCCAUUUUUUUGUGUCCCUUUUUGAAACAAAGAUUCCCUUCCUGAAAUGUUGAUCAAUUUAAUGUAGCUGAAUAUUCAAGCCGAUGUGAUUGGUAGUCCGACAACAAUUUGAGUUGGGAGAGAAAUGCAGACUUAUGGUUUUGAUGUUCAUCUAUUUGAGUUCAACGCAUCAUCAUCAUCAUCAAUACAGAGUCGUUGAUAUAGAUGAGCAUGCAUGACAACGACUGCAGGCCCAAGCCAAUGAUUAAUUCCACUGAAUUCAGAUGACUGUAUUAGCACUGCGUUUCCCCUGGUUGGAUCCUCUCUGAUACAAUGAGGUGUUACAGGAUUGCAUAUAAGCAGCCGUGUCAAAUGUAUUGCACAUAACGUAUGGGUACCAUUUCUUUGGACGUUUCAUACAUUUAAAUGAAAAGAUUUAUGUAAAUAAAUAUUUAAAAUAAUUCUUUUUAUAGGUUGUGUGCGGCCAGAUAAUGUAAAAUCUCUGUAGCGCGUGCAGUGGGUUGCUGCCGACUCCUUUCUCCCGGUUGUUUGGUGUGGUCUAAAAGGCAGGAAGUGUUGACAGACUGUCGCCGGGGUAACACGGUGUUGAUGUUGAGGGAAGCGGGCCAGCUGCCAGACAUGGCUAACAGGGUGGUUUAGAAUAAAAGCCGUAGCACUUCAGCCCGCGGGGAGAUAAGAACAGUUGGCCCCUUGCUGAGUUUAGAGCUAAACGAUAGCAGUGGGUGGGGUUGAGGAAGCAAGGGAAUGGAAAUGGAGGUUUGUCAGUGGAUGGGAGGGGAUUGGGGGGGGGGGGGAAGCUGGAGGGGAUGGUGUUUUGCCUUUCACUGUUAUCUUCUGCUGUGCAGGAAUGUUCAUGACUUCAUUUUCUGUCCCUCCACAUUGCAUCGUGAAGGAAAUUGUUCAUUUUUAUGUGUUAUUUUAUGUUUUUUUACUAUGAAUAUUUUAUUGUGAGGAAGGGGAGCGAUGACGUUGACAGGCAUGAGAUUUAGCCAUUUUGCACUCCUUUGAGAAUUUCUGUUUUUUUUUUAUUUGUUUUGUUUAUUAGUUUUGUCGAUUGUCUUGCUAUGAUGUGUCUUAUCCGAGUGCUGCUUAUGAAUUAUUUCGCUUAUGUUUUGGAAGGUGGUGGAACCCAAAUAAUGAUUCAUGUCAAUCUGCAGUCAAAAACCUUUUUGAUUUAUCACUCUGUCAAAAUAUAUAUUUACAUAUAAUUAUAACAUUUCCUAAAAUUAAGGUUGAAGUGAGAAUUUUAAGUAGAAGCAUACUUCAAUUUGCCAUAUUUAUCAUUAAACCGUUCAGGCCAUUGUAAUGAAUUCUAGAAAAGAACAGAAACGUAUAUUCCUGUUUGCCCAUCCAUGACCUUUUCCAGAGCGUGACUCGCUCUCAUUCACUCUCCAUAAGUCUUACAUUCUGCGGGGGAAAAAUCAAAAGAAAACUUGUACGCCGCUAUUUUUGGAUGAUCAACCGAUACCAUAUUUGCAUAGGCCCAUAUAGGUCUACAUACUUGCCUGUACUGCUCUGCCAGUAUAUGUUCUCUCCAUGUACCCUGAAUGGUAACUAAACUUGUGAUUGGGGUCAAUCAAUUGUGUCUGAUGUAGCUGACCGAAGGGUCUUACCGUGCCCUGCGUAUACACUGCAAAGUGUGUUUGUGAGAGCGAGCCAGAGAAUCUUAAUGUCUAAGUGAUCUGUACUCACACUUAAGAGUGUGUGUGUAUGUUGGAGAAUUCUGUGUGCAUGAGAGAGCGAGAGAGGGCGAGAGAGAGAGAAAGACUAUGUGCCGUCUCUCUUCCUCGGUGAUGCAGGUACGGAGUGUUUACAUCAUCUGUGUAACUAUACCCUCACCUGUUCAUGUGUGUGCAACGUCUAAUAAACAGAACCCUGUGCUUUUGAUUGAAA